Molecule: messenger RNA, 1198 nt
Organism: Tachyglossus aculeatus (Australian echidna)
Lineage: Eukaryota; Metazoa; Chordata; Mammalia; Monotremata; Tachyglossidae
Gene: SNF8
Product: SNF8 subunit of ESCRT-II
Exons: 8
Coding region: 29-805 (258 amino acids)
Biological process (GO): protein transport to vacuole involved in ubiquitin-dependent protein catabolic process via the multivesicular body sorting pathway
Cellular component (GO): ESCRT II complex
Source: RefSeq, a predicted model, not a curated record
GGGGCGGGAGCCGGCGCCGUGGGCCGAGAUGCACCGGCGCGGGGUGGGCGCCGGCGCCAUCGCCAAGAAGAAGCUGGCCGAGGCCAAGUAUAAAGAGCGGGGCACUGUUCUGGCAGAGGACCAGCUGGCCCAGAUGUCGAAGCAGCUGGACAUGUUCAAGACCAACCUGGAGGAGUUUGCCAGCAAGCACAAGCAGGAGAUCCGGAAGAACCCCCAGUUCCGGGUGCAGUUCCAAGAUAUGUGUGCCACCAUUGGGGUGGAUCCCUUAGCCUCCGGGAAAGCCUUCUGGUCAGAGAUGCUGGGCGUGGGCGACUUCUAUUACGAGCUCGGCGUCCAGAUCAUCGAAGUGUGCCUGGCCCUGAAACACCGCAAUGGGGGCCUGAUCACCCUGGAGGAGUUGCAGCAGCAGGUGCUGAAGGGGCGGGGCAAACUGGCCCAGGACGUCAGCCAGGAUGACCUGAUCCGGGCCAUCAAGAAGCUGAAGGCCCUCGGCACCGGGUUCAGCAUCAUCCCGGUCGGGGGCACCUACCUGGUCCAGUCGGUCCCGGCCGAGCUGAGCAUGGAUCACACGGUGGUGCUGCAGCUGGCCGAGAAACGCGGCUGUGUGACGGUCAGCGAGAUCAGGACGUGCCUCAAGUGGGAGACGGAACGGGCGCAGCAGGUGCUGGACCACUUGCUAAAGGAAGGCCUGGCCUGGCUCGAUCUGCAAGGUCCGGGAGAGGCCGAGUACUGGCUGCCGGCCCUCUUCGCUGACCUCUACUCUCAGGACAUCACAGCUGAGGAAGCCAAGGAGGCCCUGCCCUGACCCCCCGCCCCCUGCCCCAGGUUUGUGGGGAGGGGAGCGGGCCGCUCCAGGGAGCUGUUACAAUAAACUCUUUUGUAAGACAGACACCCUCCUGCUCCGUGGUGUGUCUGCCAUUUGGCGGUGGAAAAAAACGCUACUGCCUGGCCGGCCUUUGCCUUCCCUUUCUGGCCUGGCCCCUUUUUCCACCCGCUGACACACACGGUCCCUGUAAUUAGUAUGAAAAGGGCUACCCCUACAUUGGCUCUCAAAACAGGGCUGGUCAGGACAUGCUCUCGACCUGAGCGGCCUCCCUGCCCUGCCGGCCGCAGAACACCCUCACUUGCCACGGACCGGCAGCCCGAGCCUGACGCCCCGAGGGGUGUCGUGACAACUGGGAAAACCCGUCUCGGGGCC